AUCGAUCGAUCGUCAUCAGAGAUCCACGGAGACGAAGCUAGAGAGAGAGAGAGAGAGAGAGAGAGAGAAAAGCUCAGAAUGUCAGGAUGGGAUGAGGGAGCGGUGUUCUACAGCGAUCAGGCCCAGUUCCCCCGCGGCGGCGGAGAUCCCGACACCGGUAGCCGCAAGUUCAAGGAGUUCAUCCGCAGCUUCUCCGGCCACAAGGGAGAUUUCCCUUACCGCGAGAGUCUCGUUCACAAUCCUGAGCAUCUCACUGUAGCCAUGGAAGAUCUCGAUGCCUUUGAUGCCGAUCUCUCUGAUAAGCUCCGAAAGCUCCCUGCUGAUUACUUGCCCAUGUUUGAAACUGCAGCAGCCGAGGUUCUUGCAAGUCUCAGAUCGAAGGUGGCCAACGAGACGGGUGAAAUGGAGGAACCCGACACGGGAGAUGUGCAAAUUUUUUUAUCCUCUAAAGAGAAUUCAGUUUCUAUGCGAUCUAUUGGGGCAGAGUAUAUGUCAAAGCUUGUAAAGAUUGCUGGGAUUACUAUUGCUGCUUCUAGAGUCAAGGCAAAGGCAACUUAUGUGACUUUGAUGUGCAAGAAUUGUAAGAGCAUCAAGACGGUAGCUUGCAGGCCUGGGCUUGGAGGUGCAAUUGUUCCGAGAUCUUGUGACCAUGUUCCUCAGGCUGGUGAAGAGUCUUGCCCUUUAGAUCCUUGGAUUGUGGCUCCUGAUAAGAGCAAGUAUGUUGAUCUCCAGACACUCAAAUUGCAGGAAAAUCCAGAGGAUGUUCCAACUGGGGAGUUACCUAGGAAUAUUCUUCUCUCGGUAGAUCGACACUUGGUUCAAACUAUUGUUCCAGGCACGAGAUUGACAGUUAUGGGGAUUUAUAGUGUUUUCCAAGCUUCUGCAUCCCAGAAAGGAGCAGUUGGAGUUAAACAACCUUACAUUAGAGUUGUAGGGAUGGAGCAAGGUCGCGAAACAAACUCCAGUGGACCUUCCACCUUCACACUAGAUGAGGAGUUGGAAUUUAAAGAAUUUGCUCAAAGACCUGAUGCUUAUGAUAAAAUAUGUUCUAUGAUGGCACCAUCAAUAUAUGGUCACGCUGAUGUCAAGAAAGCUUUAGCCUGUCUGUUAUUUGGGGGGUCAAAGAAGAGUUUACCAGAUGGUGUGAGACUGAGAGGGGAUAUCCAUGUCUUGCUGUUGGGUGAUCCUUCCACGGCAAAAUCACAGUUCCUCAAGUUUGUGGAGAUGACAGCUCCUAUUGCAGUUUAUACUUCCGGCAAAGGUUCAUCUGCUGCUGGUCUCACUGCUUCUGUGAUUCGUGACAACAGUUCACGUGAAUUUUAUCUGGAAGGUGGGGCCAUGGUUUUGGCUGAUGGAGGUGUAGUCUGUAUUGAUGAAUUUGAUAAAAUGAGACCUGAAGACAGAGUUGCCAUCCAUGAAGCUAUGGAGCAGCAAACUAUUUCAAUUGCGAAAGCAGGAAUAACUACAGUACUCAACUCAAGGACGUCUGUGCUUGCAGCAGCUAAUCCUCCAUCUGGCCGCUACGAUGAUCUCAAGACUGCCCAGGAUAACAUCGAUUUGCAAACUACAAUUCUUUCUAGAUUUGAUUUAAUCUUCAUUGUGAAAGAUAUGCGAUUGUACGAUCAGGAUAAGAGAAUUGCUAGCCAUAUUAUAAAAGUCCAUGCCAGUGGAGCUGCAGCUUCCAAAAACUCAGAUGGUAUGGAAAGUGAAAACUGGCUCAAAAGAUACAUCAAAUACUGCCGGGGUAGCUGUCACCCAAGGCUAUCUGAAAAGGCUGCUGAAAUGCUGCAGAAUAAAUAUGUGGAGAUCAGACAGAGAAUGAGGCAGCAGGCUCACGAAACUGGAAGAUCUGCUGCAGUUCCUAUUACGGUGAGGCAGCUCGAAGCUAUAAUAAGGCUGAGUGAGUCUCUUGCAAAGAUGAGGCUGACUCUUGUUGCUACUCAAGAACAUGUUGAAGAGGCAUUCAGAUUGUUCAAUGUUUCCACAUUGGAUGCUGCUCGAUCUGGAAUCAAUGAGCAUCUGAACUUGACUCCUGAGAUUGCAAAUGAGAUUAAGCAAGCUGAAACACACAUAAAAAGAAGAAUGGGCAUCGGUAGUCACAUAUCAGAACGUCGUCUAAUUGAUGACCUUAGCAGAAUGGGAAUAAAUGAGUCUAUUAUAAGGAGAGCUCUACUUAUUAUGCAUCAGAGAGAUGAAGUGGAGUACAAGCGAGAAAGGCACGUCAUUGUUCGCAAAGCUUGAUGUGCUAUGUUAUGACUUGCGACCCUAAAGCGAAACAUUAGGAUGAUAAGGGAUCACGUUGCCAUAUUUAGAUCAGCAUUUCUCCAUUGUGAGAUUCAAAUGUUUUCCAUUAUCCGCAGGGAUGAAUUCAGUAAAGAAGCUUAUCUAGCGUAUAUUACUUAUUGGAGUUAUACCAGUGUUGUUAUGCCUCCCAAUAUUUAGCAGAAGAGGACUAAGCUGGACCGUAACCAGUGUUUGCCUUCACUUGGCGAUGAAUCAUCUUGAUUUCUAUGUUGGAUGAAAUAGUUGUCAUUCUUGCGCAAUAUACUGACUGUAACAUUAGGACAUGUAUGGACUUGAAUAUGUCAAUGUUACCAGAGAUCAUCCCUCGUAAAUCUACAUUAAGAUAAAAAUCUUGAAGACUGCAAUCUUUCCUCUUUGUCUUAUUUCAUGCAUCAGGAGGUGCUUUUGUGUGCUCA
Molecule: messenger RNA, 2699 nt
Organism: Asparagus officinalis (garden asparagus)
Lineage: Eukaryota; Viridiplantae; Streptophyta; Magnoliopsida; Asparagales; Asparagaceae
Product: DNA replication licensing factor MCM5
Exons: 19
Coding region: 79-2241 (720 amino acids)
Biological process (GO): DNA replication initiation; double-strand break repair via break-induced replication; DNA replication
Cellular component (GO): nucleus; MCM complex
Molecular function (GO): ATP binding; single-stranded DNA helicase activity; 3'-5' DNA helicase activity
Source: RefSeq, a predicted model, not a curated record